This is a messenger RNA of Athalia rosae (coleseed sawfly), 3463 nucleotides long. RefSeq lists its product as uncharacterized. Bases 592 to 2631 code for a protein of 679 amino acids. Lineage: Eukaryota; Metazoa; Arthropoda; Insecta; Hymenoptera; Athaliidae. The record is from RefSeq and is a predicted model, not a curated record. The transcript has 7 exons.
GUGGUGUCGGCUCACGAUUUCGACAAGAGUCUGAACUGGUCGCAAGUAGAAUUCAGUUCAGUCACUAUUCCGUGGUUCAGUCGAAAGGAGAAUAGUGUAGUGAAUGUGGGGUCUGUCAGGGCUGUCUCGAAGCUCGUGCGUGAGUUCUACACAGAUAAAAAAAUAACAGGGCAUUCGCUUUGAAAUAUUUUUAAGACGUUACACAGGACACGUAAAGGUUGCCGUUUACUGCGAUUAACGUUUGAAAAUGUUAUUUCGGAAAUUAUCGUCGUAAUCACGGCAAUAUAACCUGAGUUUUGUCGAAGGAUAGUGAUUGAAUUGUCUCAUGUUACGACAUAAUGUGUGAAUAAUUAUUGGUAUAUUCGUUCGCUGAAAAUUGAAACGUCUCAAAAAUAUAAAAGAUGUUUCCAUGCGUGCCUCACGAGUCAACAACCCCUAAUGAUCUCAACGGAAAGCACUCAAAAUGCAUCAAUAAACUAUUUUUCCAAUAAUAGGUAACGUAGAAUUCUGCUUGACGGUAUAAAUUCAUUGGCAAACUUUGAUGGAAAAUUAGACCUAUGAAGUGUUUAAAAGCCAACAGUUCACUUUAACAUGCACGCAUUUGCGUUAGAACACAUAAUGGAUGACAGCAACAACCAAACCCCCUGUAAUGGCAUUUCUCUUCUAGAAGAAGACCUUGCGCUGAGUUCGUCAACAUUAGGAAUGUCAAAUAAAAGCUCUAGCGAUACGUUAAUUAUUAAUAAUCAUGAGCCAGAAAGAAACAUAGUCUAUAUGAGUGAAGAUGCUAUGGAUUGUGUUUAUACUGAAUCCAAUGAUACCCUGCAUAGUUCAGAAAUAAUUGAAGAAGCUCAUAGCCCUGAUAUGUUUGGAAGUGACACUGAGGAUGCUCUAAAAAGUAAUUCAGAUGAUCGUGAGCUAAAUAUAGAACACAAAGAUGCUGUGGUACCUCAAUCGGAGAUGGUUGCAAAAUCAGACAAUCAAUUGCUAAGCAGAAUACAUGAAGCGCUGAGCGGUGUUCCACCUCCCCCUUCAGUUACAAUAUCCCAAAUGGAUUGCAAUGAUUUUCUGAGGUGUAUUUAUCAAAAUGGGCAUUUGUUUUGGCCAAGUGAUUUGUGUAAAGAAAUAUCUUCGAGCCAGCCUCCAACACAAGACAGUUCUAAUGUCAUCCAGGAGUCAGUUACUCGUGGUCCAACAAUUUCGGGGGAAAGUGAGAGCAGUAAUUUGAUAUAUCAACAAAGUAAAAGUGGUUCCAGAAACUUAAUGAACGCGUUUGAUGCCUGUGAUAUAUCUAGCAUAGAAGUGAAUAAACAGCAGUGCUGUGACAAUAGUGAUGGUGAUGCUUGUGACAAAAGUUUACCAGCAAAGAAAUUCAGUGAUUGUAAUUCUGUGGAAGGUGAUAGCAGUACUUUGAGCAACUUUGUUUAUUUCAAUUCCACUUCAAGUCUUCUGAAUGAUAGUAGGGAAAGUAGAACAACCGUAUCAGCAUCUGAUACACUGGUAGAAGAUAAAUCUUCAAUGGUAAAUUAUAGAACAAUUAGCCAGGCUGAUGCUGCAAAGAUGGAAUGGCCUGAAAUAUUCGCACACAAAUCUCAUGGCAUACAUUACAACCGGUGUUCAGCUAUAGAGGAUUUCGAAUACUUGUCAAUCAAGUUAUGCGAACGAUACGUGGGAGCUGAAACGCAAUCCACGUGUAAUAUUUGGUUUGCGAAACAGACUCCAGGAAGUGCUACUAAACGCAAGAUGUUAGGAAAAAGAAAUGUGGGGCAAAGUCCCGGAAGACGAUUGAGCCAUCUUGCACGACGAAGAAGAGCUUUUUCUAGUGCCAAUUUACAAGGCUUAGGGAUCUCUGAAAAACGACAACUGAUUCUAGAUGUCAAAAAGCCUAUGAUUAGAAAAGGCAAAAGCCCUCGGGGCAAGAGCACACGAGGGAAAAGUCCACGAGGUAAAAGCCCACGUAGUUCAGCAAAAAAACGAGCGGCAAGGAGACUUUUAUUGGAAGGUCCAAGUCCUCGAAAGUCUAAAUUGGAAACGUCAAAGCGAGCAUUAUUUCAAAGCCCACCUACGGAUCGGGCUGGACCUAGUAGAAUAAAUGCAGUACCAGUGAAUCAAUCUUUGAACCCACAGAAAAUAAAGCGCGCUUUGUUUCCUACGCCGAGUAAAAAAGAUGAACCCGAUAAAAGAGUUAGCUUCGAAGAUACAAAAAAGCGCAAAAGCGAAGAUGUCUUGGAAGGUCCAAAGUCUAAGUGGGCGAAAAGUUUAUCAUUUGAUUGUCCUCGUGAUUUAGAGAAAAAAUCAAUACCAGAACCUUAUAAAAUUGAAAGACAUUCUACUGGUAGUGUCCUUUCUAAGAGUGAAGCAGCCACGAAAUACGGGAAAGGAGAACUUACAGAAACACAUAAAAAGAAAUUGCUCUGGGCUGUGGCUGAGGCUCUAAGAGGCAAAGGAAUUGGUAUGAAAGACCCACAAUUCAAACAAUAUGCUUCUCUAUUGGCUCGCACGGUAAAAAAAUUCAUGCCUGAUCUAGAGAAUAGAAAUAUUCCCCGAAAACCUGGAAGUACCAGUGAUCGCAUGUUAAAAUUUGCCAAGCAGUACGUGCUUACAAUUGUUGAUAGCAAGCCGACGAAUUGUUAGUAGACAUGAUAUAGUAUCGAGUGUUUAUUUUAACAACAAAAUUUACCGUCGAUUACUUCAGUACCUCAACUCGUUAGAUGAUGGAAAAUUUGCACAAUUUUCAGCUGAACAAAAAUUAUCUGGUAUACCAGGAUAUGACUGAACUCAGCUAUUCAUUGUAAGGAACAAAAAUUACAUUCAGGUCUUUGUUUGGAUACAACUUUUAUAUCACCAAUUAGUAUCUUAUCUAUUCAUUUAUUGAAAUGAACAUUCGAUUUAUCAAUAUGUCCGUUAUUUUUAUAAAUUAUUGAAAUAAUUAUUUAGUUUUUAAUAGAUUAACGAAUUAAAAUUAUUUAAGUAUUUGUUGAAGUUCUGAGUAUACUCUCAUAAUGCACUAUGCAUCGACUGAAUUAUUUUGUCUAAUAUUUUAAUGUAAUCAUAAUUAGGUAACCUGCUUUAUAGAAGAUGCUAUUAUAUGCUGUGUUUGAUCGAUAAUGGACACUAGCUUGAGUUAGGGUUUGUCAAUCAUUAAUUAAUUUUGGCUCCUCAUGAAAAAAUGCUGGUAAUUAGUUGCCGGACGUUUCAGCUUCGAGGAAGUCCGACUGGGAGGUGGCCAUAUAUACACGUAUACUAACGAUAUUGAUAAUUCAUAGCGUAGUGAGAAGAUGAUCGAAAUCAAGAGAAACUUAAUUUAUUAUCAGCGAGAAUGCUCUCAAGAUUGGGUGCAGUGAUUUGACAAUGAAUGACACAAGACGUAAGUUUUUGAAUUAACUGUAAGCCUACUUUAUUAGCAUCGAAAUAUAUUUUACAAUCUAUAAAUAAAAUUCAAUAAAAACUACUAUUCAUAAAAACA